CUUCUCUGGUGAGUCUCAGGAAACUCGAGCACUUCGUAUUUACCUGUGAUUUUCUAGAGAGGGAAAGAGAGAAACUGAAGCGUUCUCUCUCUACAACCACACUCACUCUCUCUCUCUCUUUCUAAACAGGCGCUUCCAUUGCUUUUCCUUUGUGGGUUUUGUUGCUUUGUGAUCUGUCUCUGUAUUGAGCUCUGAGUUUCAUGAGAUUUAGUGAUAUUUCUUUUGAGAAAGCAGAGGAGGAGAGAGAAACAGAGACUGAGUACUUCGUUACACUUCUCCUCGCCUUCACAUACACACCUGUCUGUAGCUCCUGUUCUCACUCUGUCCCAACUUCACCUCUUCGUCUCUUGACCCCUCUCUUUCUCUAAAGAUUAAACAUUUCUCUCUAGAAAAACCAUGGAAUUCUCAGCCCACCAAUCCCACAGCAAUGGCAAGCUGGACGGCCUCUGCGUGUCCGACCCCCUCAACUGGACUGCCAUGGCCGAGACCUUCAAAGGGAGCCACCUUGAAGAAGUUAAGAAGAUGGUAUCGGAGUUCCAGAAGCCAUUGGUAAAGCUCGAGGGUCACUCUCUCUCUAUCGCCAAAGUCGCUGCAGUGGCUCGGAAGGAGCAUGAUGUGUCGGUCGAGCUCAGUCAUGAAGCUCGGCCCCGUGUCCAAGCGAGCUCGAACUGGGUCAUGGAUUCCAUGACCAAAGGCACUGAUAGCUAUGGAGUCACCACUGGUUUUGGUGCGACCUCUCAUCGAAGGACACGGAAUGGUGAAGCCCUCCAAAAGGAGCUCAUCAGAUUCCUGAACGCAGGGAUCUUUGGGGACAAUUCGGAUCUUACCCUCCCCCGGUCGACCACCCGUGCCGCCAUGCUGGUCAGGGUGAACACCCUGUUACAGGGUUUUUCAGGUAUUCGGUUCGAGAUUUUGGAAGCCAUUGCUGCUCUGCUAAACAAGGGGAUUUCGCCGUGUUUACCAUUGAGGGGGACCAUAACAGCUUCCGGCGAUCUUGUCCCGCUAUCUUAUAUCGCCGGGCUUUUAACUGGAAGGCCGAAUGCUAAGGCAAUUGGGCCUAAUGGUCAGGUGAUGAGCUCGGAGGAGGCACUCAAUUUGGCCGGGGUUCAGUCGGGGCCUUUCGAGCUGCAACCGAAAGAGGGCUUGGCGCUCGUCAAUGGAACAGCAGUUGGGUCCGGAUUGGCAUCGACGGUGCUGUUCGACGCCAACAUCCUCGCCAUUUUAGCAGAGGUUUUAUCUGCGAUCUUUUGCGAGGUUAUGCAGGGGAAACUCGAGUUCACCGAUCACCUGACCCAUAAGCUCAAGCACCACCCUGGCCAAAUUGAAGCUGCAGCUUUGAUGGAGCACAUUUUAGCUGGGAGUUAUUACAUGAAAGAAGCAGCUAGGAUCCAUGAAUUUGACCCUCUGCAAAAGCCCAAGCAGGACAGGUAUGCGCUGAGGACCUCUCCUCAAUGGCUCGGACCCCAAAUCGAAGUUAUCCGAGCCGCCACGAAAUCGAUCGAGAGGGAGAUCAAUUCGGUUAACGAUAACCCCAUCAUCGACGUUUCUCGGAACAAGGCUCUACAUGGUGGGAAUUUCCAGGGCACCCCAAUUGGGGUUUCAAUGGAUAACACCAGGCUGGCUUUGGCAGCCAUUGGAAAGCUCAUGUUUGCUCAGUUCUCGGAGCUCGUCAAUGAUUUUUACAACAAUGGGUUGCCAUCAAAUCUCAGUGGGGGGCGGAAUCCGAGCUUGGACUAUGGCUUCAAAGGAGCUGAGAUAGCCAUGGCUUCUUACACAUCAGAGCUCCAAUUCCUGGCCAACCCUGUGACCAACCAUGUCCAGAGCGCAGAGCAGCACAACCAAGAUGUGAAUUCUCUAGGUUUGAUCUCGUCGAGGAAGACGGCCGAGGCGAUCGAGAUUUUGCAGCUGAUGUCUGCUACUUUUAUCAGUGCUCUUUGCCAGGCCAUUGAUUUGAGGCAGUUGGAGGAGAAUUUGAAGGCGGCAGUGAAGUUGGCAGUUGGACAGGCGGUGAAGAAGGUCCUGACCAUGAGAGAGAAUGGGGAACUCCUUCCCUCUAGGUUCUGUGAGAAGGAUCUGCUCAAUGUGGUAGAAAGAGAAUACGUUUUCGCCUACGCCGACGACCCCUGCAGCUCGAACUAUCCACUGAUGCAGAAGCUUCGGGGCGUCUUGGUCGAGCAUGCUCUGGCCAGUGGAGAGAAGGAGAAGGAGAUGGGGAGCUCAAUUUUUGAGAGAAUUGGGCUCUUUGAGCAAGAAUUGAAGGCCAUUUUGCCUAAGGAGGUGGAGACGGCCAGAGCAAGUGUAGAGAAAGGUGACUCUGCUAUUCCGAAGAGGAUUAAGGAGUGCAGGUCCUACCCCAUUUACAAGUUUGUGAGGAGCGUGCUUGGGACUGAGCUGCUCAGUGGAGAGAGACAGAGGUCCCCUGGCGAGGAGUUCGACAAGGUCUUUGAGGCAAUCCGGGGUGGCCGGAUCAUCGAGCCUCUUCUCGACUGUGUCAAGGAAUGGGAUGGAACUCCAUUGCCCAUUUGCUAAACUUGGUGUCCCUCAAUUUAGCCCAUGCCUCUCUCUCUCACUCUUUGUCUAUCUGAUCUUCUAUCAGUUUGGCUCAACUUGCCUGCUCCCCUCUCUCUCUCUCUCUCUAAAAUCUGUUUACCUGAAGUUGGUUCUUGCCUUCUUCUCUCUCUCUAUUCCUGUUCCCUGAAGGUGGUUCUCAACCCAGUCUCUCAUUCUCUAUAUCUCCUGUCAGUAAGCUGGUUUCCCUUCCUUCUCUCUCUAGAUGUUUCAAAGUUGGUUGCCUCUCUCUGAACUCUAUUACUUUCUCCCUCUCUCUCUACUUUUCCUUAUAUUUUAUUUUCUACCAUUUGUAGUGAGAGAUGGAGGGCAUGAAGAAUGCAAUGCGUAUGAAGGUGUACAUAAAAUGUGGCUUUGUUCUUUGAAUUUUUGUCAUCUGUCAUAUUAUUGUUUGUUUUCGAAGGCUUUCAGUAUAUGUUAGUUGUGGUAAAUUUAUUGCUUCUUGGUAA
Amborella trichopoda is the source of this 3017-nucleotide messenger RNA. RefSeq names its product phenylalanine ammonia-lyase 3. Gene Ontology annotation, cellular component: cytoplasm. Gene Ontology annotation, biological process: L-phenylalanine catabolic process. The record is from RefSeq and is a predicted model, not a curated record. NCBI's taxonomy places the organism in Eukaryota, Viridiplantae, Streptophyta, Magnoliopsida, Amborellales, Amborellaceae. Gene Ontology annotation, molecular function: ammonia-lyase activity.